Episyrphus balteatus (marmalade hoverfly) is the source of this 7979-nucleotide messenger RNA. RefSeq names its product serine/threonine-protein kinase Tor (gene Tor). Lineage: Eukaryota; Metazoa; Arthropoda; Insecta; Diptera; Syrphidae. Gene Ontology annotation, cellular component: TORC1 complex; nucleus; TORC2 complex. The coding region runs from base 356 to 7714 and encodes 2452 amino acids. Gene Ontology annotation, molecular function: protein-containing complex binding; protein binding; protein serine/threonine kinase activity. Gene Ontology annotation, biological process: negative regulation of macroautophagy; TOR signaling; protein phosphorylation. The transcript has 6 exons. The record is from RefSeq and is a predicted model, not a curated record.
CUUGCUGUCAGCUUGAAAAUUUCGACGGAAUUCAUGGCGUUUAUUUUUUCAUAAUCAAAUACAAAAAAAAACCAAUAAAAAUCUAAAAAACAAUCUCAAAAAUAUCAAAAUUACAAUUCGCAUACAAUCCAAAUUAUGUGAAUUGCAAAUAUUUACAACAAAAUAUACAAUUUGUAUAGUUUUUUCAGUGUUUUCAAUUUUCAACUUAACCUCAAAAUAAUAUGUGAACUAGACAAAGAUUUUUGUUAUCAUCCAACUUUUUAAACAAAAAAACAACAAAUCUACUUUAUACAAAACAAGAAAGAAAGAAAUAUUAAGUAAUUCAAUACAUUUGCAUAGCAAUAAAGCACAAAAAAUGGCCACUUCGAUUGUUCAACAAUUCGUUGCGGGGCUAAAAUCCCGUCACCGCGAUGUCCAACACAAGGCUGCUCAGUCCCUGUUUUUGUACGUGAAAACUGAAUUACGUGAAAUGUCUCAGGAAGAACUGGUACAAUUUUUUGAUGAUUUCAAUCAUCACAUAUUCGAUAUGGUUUUGAGUACGGAUAUAAAUGAAAAGAAGGGAGGAGUUCUUGCAAUAAAAUGUUUAAUUAGCGGUGAUGUUGUGAAUACAACAACUCGCAUAUCACGUUAUUCAACAAACUUGAGGAAUCUAUUGCCUUCGAAUGAUGUCUCGGUGAUGGAAAUUGCUGCACGAACUUUGGUUAAAUUAGCUUCGUUGCCCGGUUCCAAGGGAGCUGAAUCAUUUGAUUUUGAUAUAAAAAGAGCAUUCGAAUGGCUAUCUGGUGAUAGACAAGAGUAUCGCCGACAUGCAGCAGUUUUUAUUCUUCGUGAAUUGGCACUUGCUAUGCCAACUUAUUUCUACCAAUCCAUAUCGACAUUCUUCGAUAACAUCUUCAAUGCCAUCUAUGAUCCGAAAGCAGCUAUUCGAGAGUCUGCAGGAGAAGCCCUCCGUGCUGCACUCAUAGUUACAUCGCAGCGCGAGAAUACCAAACAAUCCAGCAAACCUCAGUGGUACAAAAUUUGCUUUGAAGAAGCUGAAAAAUGUUUCGCUAUCGAAACUCCAGUUUCUAAAGAAAAGGGCAUUACUCGUGACGAUCGCAUUCAUGGUGGCCUAAUUGUUUACAAUGAACUAUUUCGCUGUUCGAAUUCGUUGUGGGAACGUCGUUACAGCACUCUCAAGAACCUCCAACCCGAAUCGUAUCCUCGUAAGCACUAUUCCGAAUCAGGAGUAACAGCAAUAGUGCCACGUCUCAAGGCACCAUUCAUUGAAAAACUAGGAAGCACCCAAACACAUUUGGAACCAGAGCAUACAGCACUGAAAUUUUGUGGAAUGAAUGUCCAAGAGUCCGCUCAUAGUCGUCAGAUUUUAAUUGAAAAUUACUGUAAAAUCUGUGAUAACGUUCUGGAUCAACGGCUGUCCAAGUCUGUCCAUGUACAACAAGGUUUGUGCGAAGUGCUUCCCAGACUAGCUGCAUUUAAUCGCGAAGUAUUUGUCCUGAAAUACUUGAAGACUUCCAUCAAUCAUUUGCUGGGAACACUGAGAGGUAAAGAAAAGGAUCGAAAUAGUGCCUACAUCACAAUUGGUUACAUAGCUGUGGCUGUUGAGAAGGACAUUGACUCGCAUUUGAAAAAUAUUAUGGAUGCCAUUAAAAUGGCACUGCCUUCCAAAGAUACACCAGUCAAACGCAAACCUACAAUCGAUCCAGCUAUAUUCACUUGCAUAACGUUGUUGGCCAAUGCAGUCAAAUCGGGAAUCACUAGAGAUGUGACUAUGAUUCUGGAGCAAAUGUUUUCCACCGGUCUUUCUCCAGCUCUGACUGUGUGUUUACGGGAGUUGGCUGAUAAUGUUCCAGAUUUGAAGCCCCAAAUUGCUGAUGGACUGACGACUGUUCUCUCCCAGGUUCUAAUGAACAAAUUGCCUACUGGAAUGGGAACACCAAAACACAAUCUAAGUGCGCCAUUUGCUUCUUUGACCCUGGCCGAUUCUAGCCAGCAAGAUGUUCCCACAAUUAUUUUAGCCUUAAAGACUCUUGGAAGUUUUAAUUUCGAACAACAAAAUAUGUUGGAUUUUGUUCAAAGAUGCGCUGAUCAUUUCAUCAAUCACGAACAACAAGGAAUUCGUUUGGAGGCUGUUCAAAGCUGCACUCGUCUACUAAAGUUGGCAAUACAAUCAUCUGAAUCGCAGUUUGAAAGUUCCAAAACCUUGAGUGAAACUGUUUCUCAUGUUCUAGAACGUUUGCUAAUUGUAGCAAUCACUGAUAUCGAUUGCAAUGUACGACUUCGAGUUCUUCGUUCUUUGGAUGAGACUUUUGACGCUGAACUAGCACAACCCGAAUCACUGAGUGCUUUGUUUGUAACUUUAAAUGAUGAAGUAUUUGAAAUUCGUGAACUUGCUAUCGUGACUAUUGGCCGAUUGUCAGCAAUGAAUCCAGCUUAUGUGAUGCCAAAAUUAAGAAAAACACUCAUUCAAUUAUUAACAGAGUUGGAACAUUCAGGAAUGAGUCGUAAUAAAGAGCAAAGUGCAAGAAUGUUGGAUCAUUUAGUUAUAAGUACACCAAGGUUAAUAUCUUCAUACAUGCGUCCCAUCUUGACAAUUCUGGUACCAAAACUCCGUGAACCCGACUCGAAUCCAGGAGUAAUUCUAAACGUUCUUCGAGCAAUAGGUGACUUGGCUGAAGUUAAUGGCGGCUCAAAUGAAAUGGAGCGCUGGGCUGACGAUUUGCUGUCAAUUCUCUUGGAAAUGCUUGGUGAUUCAGGAAGUCCAGACAAACGAGGUGUAGCUUUAUGGACUCUUGGUCAAUUAGUUAGCGCUACCGGACGCGUAGUGUCACCAUAUCAUAAAUAUCCAGUUCUUAUCGAUAUCUUGAUUAAUUUCCUCAAAACUGAACAACGUCGUUCAAUCCGCAGAGAGACAAUUCGUGUCUUAGGUCUUCUGGGAGCCAUGGACCCCUACAAACAUAAAAUGAACAAAGGUCUUAUCGAUAGUCAAAAAGACAACAUUCUCAUAUCUCUCUCUGACUUUAAAGGCGAUGAAAAUCAAGACAUUUCUACUGCAGAACUUUUAGUCAAUAUGGGUAACUUAGAUGAGUAUUAUCCCGCUGUAGCAAUUUUCACUCUCAUGAGAAUUCUUCGAGAUCCCACUCUCAAUCAACAUCACACAAGCGUCGUUCAAGCUGUGACAUUUAUAUUCCAGAGUCUUGGCAUCAAAUGCGUUCCAUAUUUGGCUCAGGUUUUGCCAAAUUUGUUGGAAAACGUUCGCAUAGCUGACAUGAAUCUAAGAGAAUUUCUCUUCCAACAAUUGUCGACUUUAAUUGAAAUUGUCAAACAACACAUAAUCAGCUACAUGGGCGAUAUAUUCAAAUUGAUUAAAGAAUUUUGGAUUAUCAACACCUUGCAGCCAACAUUGAUCAAUUUAGUGGAGAAGAUCGCCGUCGCUUUGGGAUGUGAAUUCAAAAAUUAUCUCUCACAGUUGGUCCCUCAAAUAUUGAGGGUACUCCAACAUGAUAGCUCCAAAGAUCGAAUUGUGACAAUAAAACUAUUGCAAGCUCUGCAAAAGUUUGGCAACAAUUUAGAUGACUACCUGCACUUGAUUGUCCCACCAAUUGUCAAGCUUUUCGAUGCUCCAUAUGUUACCUCGCAAGUUUCCUCAGCUGCUAUGGAAACUAUUGAUAAUCUUGCAUGGAUCUUAGACUUUAAUGAUUUCUCAUCGAGAAUUAUUCAUCCUCUAGUGCGGGUUUUGGAUACAAAUCCUGAACUAAGAGAUCAAGCGAUGUCAACUCUUCGUUCGAUGGUGAUUCAAUUAGGCAAGAAAUACUUGGUUUUCGCACCUUUAGUGAAUCGUUCAAUCGUCAAACAUCGCAUAGUCGAUUCCAAGUAUGAGAAACUCUUGACAAAAAUUCAAAGCAACACAACAAUGUGUCUGGACGAUGAGUUCCACACUCGUCAGGCAAAGUACAAGAGCACUGAUGUAUCCUUGAGCGAUGUGAACACCACAAUCAAGAAACUCCACGUUUCGGCGAGUGAUCUCCGAACUGCUUGGCAGGUUACUAGGCGGGUUUCCAAAGAUGAUUGGGUUGAAUGGCUUAAAAGACUGUCCAUUGGUCUAUUAAAGGAGUCUCCGUCGCCAGCUUUGCGGUCAUGUCGAGCUUUGGCACAGAAUUAUGAGAAACUUUUAAGAGAUUUGUUCAAUGCUGCAUUUAUUUCCUGCUGGACAGAGUUGGAGAAAGACCAUCAGAACGAGCUAACUCAGAGUUUGUGUCAAGCAUUGGAAGUCACCGAUAUGCCAGAGAUUACACAGACUAUCUUGAAUUUGGCCGAAUUCAUGGAACAUUGCGAUAUGCCACCGAUUCCCAUUGAAACUAAAUUACUGGGAACUCGUGCUAUGGCUAGUCGAGCGUAUGCAAAGGCUCUCCACUACAAGGAAGAUGAGUUCCUGCGACAAAAUGAUCGCCAUGUCUUUGAGUCUCUCAUUUUGAUCAACAAUAAACUACAACAAAAGGAAGCUGCUGAAGGUCUAUUGACAACUUAUCGAAAUGAAGCAAAUGAAUUGAAGGUUCAGGGAAGAUGGUAUGAAAAGUUACACAACUGGGACCAGGCUCUGAAGCAUUAUUCUGAGAAAUUGCAAGUCGAUUCGACUGAUUUAGAAGCACGUUUAGGUCAUAUGCGUUGUUUGGAAGCUCUGGGUGAAUGGUCUGAGCUGGGUUCAGUUGCCAAACAAGACUGGGAGACUCUUGAUAUCGAGGGCAAAUCACGUGCUGGUCAUUUGGCAGCAGUUGCUGCAUGGGGCUUGCAAGACUGGGAGGGAAUGCAAGAGUAUGUCAAGUGUAUUCCUGAAGAAACACAAGAUGGUAGUUUCUAUCGAGCUGUGUUGGCUGUUCAUUAUGGUGAUUUUGAGACUGCACAGCGUUUAAUCGAUGAAACGAGAGACUUACUCGAUACUGAAUUGACUUCAAUGGCUGGAGAGUCUUACGAACGUGCUUAUGGAGCAAUGGUUUGUGUUCAAAUGUUGGCUGAAUUGGAAGAAGUUAUUCAAUACAAACUCAUCCCAGAACGUCGUGAGCCACUCAAAACCAUGUGGUGGAAACGAUUGCAAGGUGGUCAGCGUUUGGUAGAAGAUUGGCGAAGAAUCAUUCAAGUUCACUCGUUGGUCGUGAGUCCCCAGGAGGAUGUACACACUUGGUUGAAAUAUGCAUCUCUUUGUCGCAAGAGUGGAUCUUUGCAACUCUCCCACAAGACACUUGUCAUGCUCCUCGGUUCGGAUCCAUCAAAGAAUGCAAAUGAUCCACUGCCAUUCAAUCAACCCCAAGUCACCUACGCCUACACAAAGCACAUGGCUAUGUCGGAUAAUAUCCAAGGUGCCUACGAACAACUAAGUCGUUUUGUCAAUACCUUCAGUGCCCAAUGUAGUUGUAUCCCAGAAGAUAUCAAAAAGGAAGAUAGAAGACUCCUGGCACGUUGCUACUUGCGAUUGGCAAUUUGGCAAAAUAAAUUGCAAGGAAUUCAAGAUCCUGCUGCUGUUCAAGGUGCUUUGGAAUGCUUUGAAAAGGCUGCUGAAUAUGACAAGGACUGGUACAAAGCUUGGCAUUUGUUUGCCUAUAUGAAUUUCAAAGUUGUCCAAACUCAAAAGCAACAACUCGAAAGCAAUCCAACGGGAAUGACUGAAGUUAUGCAGUUACAAAAGGAGAAACUUAUUAUUGAACAAUAUGCUGUUCCAGCAGUUCAUGGAUUCUUCCGUUCCAUUAGUUUGGUUAAAGGAAACUCUUUGCAAGAUACCUUGCGACUGUUGACUCUAUGGUUUGACUAUGGACAGUAUUCGGAGGUAUAUGACGCUUUGCUAAAUGGCAUGAAAAUAAUCGAGAUCAAUACGUGGUUACAAGUGAUUCCACAGCUAAUUGCUCGUAUUGACACUCAUCGAAAUCUCGUGGGUCAGCUAAUUCAUCAGUUGCUAAUUGAUAUUGGCAAAUUCCAUCCCCAAGCGUUGGUGUAUCCUUUAACAGUAGCCUCAAAGUCUGCAUCGGUUGCUCGUAAAAAUGCAGCAUUUAAGAUUCUCGAUUCAAUGCGGAAGCAUUCCCUGAAACUAGUCGAACAAGCAAUGAUGUGUAGUGAGGAAUUGAUUCGGGUGGCCAUUUUGUGGCAUGAACAAUGGGCCGAGGGACUAGAAGAGGCUUCACGUCUCUAUUUUGGUGAACGAAAUGUUAAAGGAAUGUUUGAAAUAUUGGAACCAUUGCACAAUAUGCUCGAUCGUGGGCCACAAACAUUGAAAGAAACUUCAUUUAGUCAGGCCUAUGGACGUGAACUAACCGAAGCCUACGAAUGGAGCCAGAGAUAUAAGACUUCUUCGAAUUGGAUGGAUUUGGACCAUGCAUGGGACAUAUACUAUCAUGUAUUUCGAAAAAUAUCAAGGCAACUGCCACAGUUGACUUCAUUGGAACUGCCUUAUGUUAGUCCAAAAUUAUUGGCUUGCAAGGACUUGGAACUGGCUGUGCCAGGAAGUUAUAAUCCAGGUCAAGAACUGAUUCGCAUUAGUCACAUUAAGACGAACCUCCAAGUGAUAACGUCCAAGCAACGACCUCGCAAACUAUGCAUUCGCGGUUCCAAUGGAAAAGAUUACAUGUAUCUGCUGAAAGGUCAUGAAGAUUUGCGGCAAGAUGAACGUGUAAUGCAGCUGUUUAGUCUAGUCAAUACGUUACUGCUGGACGAUCCUGAUACGUUCCGACGUAAUUUGACUAUUCAACGUUAUGCCGUUAUUCCGUUGAGUACUAAUUCUGGAUUGAUUGGUUGGGUUCCACAUUGUGAUACCCUACACACUUUGAUUCGGGAUUAUCGAGAUAAAAAGAAGGUUCCUCUUAAUCAAGAGCAUCGAACAAUGCUCGGAAUGGCGCCCGAUUAUGACCAUUUGACACUAAUGCAAAAGGUCGAAGUAUUUGAGUAUGCUUUGCGUCAAACGCAGGGUGAUGAUUUGGCCAAGUUGUUGUGGCUCAAGAGUCCAUCGUCCGAGGUUUGGUUCGAGAGGCGAACUAAUUACACUCGAUCCCUUGCAGUUAUGUCGAUGGUGGGUUAUAUCCUAGGUCUGGGCGAUCGACAUCCUUCAAAUCUUAUGUUGGACCGUAUGAGUGGAAAAAUUCUGCAUAUUGACUUUGGCGAUUGUUUCGAGGUGGCCAUGACCCGUGAGAAAUUCCCCGAAAAGAUUCCAUUCAGAUUGACCCGAAUGCUAAUCAAGGCAAUGGAAGUGACAGGCAUCGAAGGUACUUAUCGGCGUACAUGUGAGAGUGUAAUGCUUGUAUUGCGUCGCAAUAAGGACAGUUUGAUGGCUGUGUUGGAGGCUUUUGUAUACGAUCCAUUGUUAAAUUGGCGUCUAUUGGACACGGAUAAAAAUCGUCGCUCCAAGGCGAAUAAUGAUGGAACGACGACAAUUGGUAGCCUUACAACUGGUGAUGACGAUGAGUCAAUUAGUAUGCUUAGAAGCCAAUCCAAUGCCAAAAAACCAUUUGAAACUGGAUUGGGAAUCGUCCCAAAUAACACCCAAAUGGUGGCUGAAGUUACAAAUUCCAAAGCCCGCCUUAUUGUUGGUCGUGUGAAACGUAAACUAACUGGAACAGAUUUCCAAACGAAAAAUGCUGUAACUGUUCAACAGCAAGUGGACUUGCUUAUUCAACAGGCGACAAACAACGAGAAUCUUUGUCAGUGUUAUAUUGGCUGGUGUCCAUUUUGGUAAACUAAAAAAGAAGAUAAUACAAUAUUAUUGGGAUAACUGCAGUUUUUUUUUGCUUUUGAACCUUUAAAGGUUUUAUUAUUUCUUUUUUUUUAUAAGAUUUAUAUAUAUUUUUCUUUUUAAUUUAUACUUUAAGUUUACUUUAACUUUUAUACCGAUUUCUUGUGUUUGAUCGGAAGUAGGUACACUUAACGCGCUCUAAUCUAUAAGUAAGACAAAAAUUUGUUUAUUGUAUUUGCUUUUUUCAUUCUUAUUAUAGCUUUGUAUC